Cyphellophora attinorum is the source of this 1383-nucleotide messenger RNA. Its product is annotated as Riboflavin transporter MCH5. Gene Ontology annotation, molecular function: transmembrane transporter activity. Gene Ontology annotation, biological process: transmembrane transport. Gene Ontology annotation, cellular component: fungal-type vacuole membrane. Bases 1 to 1383 code for a protein of 460 amino acids. The record is from RefSeq and is a predicted model, not a curated record. Lineage: Eukaryota; Fungi; Ascomycota; Eurotiomycetes; Chaetothyriales; Cyphellophoraceae. The transcript has a single exon.
AUGUCGACAACAACGCAGACCAUCGAGUUGCAAACCAAUGCCAAAGCAUACCGCGCAGGCGAUCCACGGACAGCCACGAUGGAGUCUACGGACCACAUCAAUCGACCGUCAUCUGCAGAUGACGAAGUCCACUCGCAUCUGCAACCAAACUACACCACUGCGAUUCCGGAUGGAGGUUAUGGCUGGACGGUGAUUGCCUCGUGCAGCAUCAUGACAUUCUGGUACAAUGGUCUUUCCGGCUCAUGGGGCGUAAUCCAGACAGCCCUCCUCUCAACUUCGCUGACCAACACGCCCACCGCCACGAUCACGUUCGUCGGCAGUCUAUAUCUCUGCCUCAGCGUCGCACUUGGGAUCUUCGGAGUACGUCUUAUCAGCUAUCUAGGCGCACGGUGGACUUCAACGCUUGGUGUAGCGCUGUUGGGUGUUGGCGAAGUCGGUGCAUCAUUCAGUACAGGCUCGAUUGGAGGGCUGUUCUCGACCUGCUCACUCGUGGUCGGUGCAGGAUGUUGUCUGAUCUACACGAUCUCGAAUUCUGUGCCGCCGCAAUAUUUCUCGAGACGCCUAGGAUUGGCGAAUGGGCUGGUCAAAGGUGGAGGCGGGAUUGGCGCGACGGUGCUGAGCAUCGGGCUGCAGGCUCUCAUUGACCGGGUGGGCACGAGCUGGAUGUUCCGCGUCCUUGGCCUGGCUACGUUGCUGACGGGCUUGCCUGCCGCCUGGCUUGUAAAGGAGAGGCAGCCAUUUUCGAAGCGCAAGCUGAUCGAUCUGUCACUCUUCGGAUCAGUGCCGUUCAGCGCACUGUUCGUGAGCUCUGCGCUUGGCACGUUCGCGCUGUUCAUACCACCUUUCUUUCUGCCGCUGUUCGCGCAGUCGGCCGGGAGAUCGGCCCAGACAGGCGCAGCUUUGGUGGCGGGAUUCAAUGCAUGUACCACAAUUGGUCGCACCUUAGCAGGGCCAUUAUGUGAUCGCGCGGGUCCGACGAACACGUUCCUUCUGACAAUGAGCUUGAAUGCGCUGAGUAUGCUGGCGAUUUGGCCGGUUGCAGGAGGAAAUCUAGGAGUCUUGAUCCUGUUUGCGAUCCUCAAUGGCGUAGCUAACGGAGCGUUCUUCGUUGUGCUGCCGACUGCGGUCGCGAAGGUGGCGGGACCUGGUCGAGAAGCUGUGGCUAUGAGUGUGAACACCACUGGUUGGAUGGUCGGCUAUUUGUUGGGUACACCUAUUGCGGGAAUUCUGUUGCAAGCCUCAGGCGGUGCCGACGGAGAAAACACCGAUGUGCAAAUGUACAGGCCUGCUAUAUUCUAUGCGGGCGGCGUUGCGUUGCUAAGUGCAGCCAGUGUGCUUGUCGCGAGGUUGAGUCUGGCUAAGGAUUUAAAGAUGAAGGUAUAA